This is a messenger RNA of Stegodyphus dumicola, 677 nucleotides long. RefSeq lists its product as uncharacterized. The record is from RefSeq and is a predicted model, not a curated record. Lineage: Eukaryota; Metazoa; Arthropoda; Arachnida; Araneae; Eresidae.
ACAAAUUCAAAUUUUUCUCUUCUACUAUUUAUCAUUUCGGCCUUCUUUAUUUUAUAAAAUUAAAAUUUUAAAAGCCUGCAUCUUUUAUUUUUAGAGCAUUAAGAAAUUGCUAGCUAGGAUACUCCACUGCAAAGAAAACAAAAAUAUGGAAUUGGAAAGUAAUGAUGACAUUUUGGCUUCUCUAAAUGUAUUAAGCAAUAAAAUUAAAGACUUGGAACUGCGAGUGAGUGGUGUAAUGAUGAAGCAGCGCGACAUGAAGGAUAUAUUGGAUUCGAUGCGAGAGGAUAUAGGGAGCGAAGAACGAAGUUCUGCAGGUCAGGAUGAGGCUACAGAGGUAGUCUAUCCGGAGGAUUAUCACGUCGUAAGUGAUUUGAAGAAGGCUGUUGAAGAAAUGGAAAAGAUGCAGAAAGCAUGGAUGGAAAGUGUUCGGCAAAUAUCUAAGGUGCAAACUGGCUUAGAAGGGUUAAGAAUCUUCAAAGAUAUGCAAAAAUAUCUUUCGAAUCGGUUAGAAUUCAUUCAAAUGGCGAAGUCUGUCGUUCAGGCUCCAUUAGUAGAUGAGACACCUCCACCUCCAGAGGAACCUCCAGUAGAAGUUCCUGAAGUAAUCAAAGAAGACAAGAAAAAGGGCAAAAAGAAGAAAUAAAGUGAGGAAUUGUUUAAAAAUUGUAUUUAUUCUU